AGUCGACGUCGACGUCGACGUCACGUUGCAACGCGUCGUCUGUUGCACGCACUUGACACUUGCCACUCGCGUGACAACAAUCGGUGCAGUCAGCAGUUGCAACGUCCGCAGCUGGUGGAACAUUCUUAAAAUAGCAAUCAAAUUAAAAACUGUAAUUGUUAUAAAAGGUUGAAAGGGAAAAUUGCAGUGGUCAACACGUGUGUGUGAAAGAGAGAGAGAAGUGAGGGAGGUGUAAGAGAGAGCUUGUGAGUGCGUUUGUGUGUGUGUGCGUGCAUCUGUGUGUGUGUGUGUGUGUGUGUGUGUGUGUCAAGGGAACUCAACCCAAAAACCACCCAAGUUUGGCAAGUUGACCUUGGCCCAGUUGUUGGCCGCCCAGCAACAGCGAAUAAGAAGAAGCAGAAGGAGAAGCAGCAGCGGAUGGUCGAGGAGAUUGGCUGCCUGAGACAAACUGGCGGCAUCGGCAUUCUCCUGGCCAUGCCCAGUCCAAGUGUGACGAGUGCAGCGCCCAUUGCUGCCACAACAGCCCAGCAACAACAACAACAACAGCAGCAGCAGCAACAACAUUCGCAACAGCAACAUUCACAACAGCAACCACAACAGCAGCAACAUCUUCAGCAGCAUCCACAGGGACAUCCUCAACAGCAUCCACAACAACAUCCACAACAUCAGCAUCCACAACAGCAGCAUCCACAACAACAACAACAACAACAUCAUCAAUUAGCCAACGCAAUGAGCAUGUUAACCGUUAAAUCGAACGCUGUUGGCGGCGGCGCCUCACGUUAUCUUUGGACCGACCGCGAGCUUUUGAUGCAUCUCCAGAAUUACACGCCUCUCAUUCUGCUCAUCGAUUUCGUGGAGAAGACGCGCACCAAGCGAUUCUACGAGAGCUCCGAACGCUACGAAAUUCUGAUGCUCGUCUUCAUCAUGCGCAAAGGUGCGCCAUUUUGUGAGAACAAACGCUUUCCGGCGGAGUAUUGGGUGAAUCUCUCUGUGGGUCCCAUUGCGGAGGCUUUUGAUCGCCUCCAGGCGGCCAUCGAUAUUCCCGAUCCCCAGAUGCCCAUCCACAUGAGCGUUACGGAUUUGACCAGCUGGAAGCAGAUGUUCGAUGUCGCCAUGUUGGAUAUCAGACGCUAUGCUUACUACACCGAUCCGCUGCAAUUGGCCGAUGUCGGUGUCUAUAAUCGCAUCACGUUCGAGCAGCGAUUCAGCAUGCAGUGGCUGGAAUAGAAGAGUAAAGAGUGAAGAAGAAAGAGAAGAAAAAGAAGAGAAGUUAAGAGAAUUGAUAGCGUGACCUUGACCCCAAGUAGUCUGCUUACAAUAUUGCGUAUACGUAUUCUAACUCACCACACACAGUAUUCACCACGCACAGUAUUCACCACAUACGAAGUAUUCACCACUGACAGUAUUCACCACACAUAGUAUUCACCACUUACAGUAUUCACCACACUCACAGUAUUCACCACUCACACUCAAACACUCACUGAGUUCAAUGUUGGUCUAAGCAUGUGCCUUCUCCCUCACACUCACACACUCUAUUCUAACAACAAACUCUUAUUCGUGAUGCCAAAUUGGUAGAAAAGAGCUUGGCAAAAAAAAAAGCUGAAUGAAAAACGAAAAAUAGCUAGUUUCGACACUUUUGUCAACUAACUGUGCUGCUAACUUGGUAGACAAACGGCUACAAAUAGCUGAUUCUCAAAAAAAGCUAGUUUCGACACAUAGUGCUGCCACCUUAACAGCCAAACCGCCAAAAAAAAAAGCUGAAUGGAAAACGAUUAGAAAGAAAUCGCAAAAAUUGCUAGUUUCAACACUUCUAGCAACCAUAAACGUCAUAACAAACUCUCAUUAGUGCUGCCAACUUGGUAGACAAACAGCCGAAAACAGCUGAUUAAGAAAAACAGCUAGAUUCAACACUUUUAUCAAACAUGAUCUGCAACAAUUUUGAUAGUUAAAUGUAAAAGUUAAAUGCUGGCAAAAAAAUUAAUGUCACUCCCGAAAAUUUGCAAAAAUAUUUACUCUCCACACUUCAGCCAUAAAAUGUUAAUAACUAUUUAGUUAAAUGCGAGCAACACAAAACCAAAUGUAAGACCAAAAAGUUGUAAAUGAAUUAUGUGAAAAAUAGCUAAUUAUAUAUGUAGUUGACAAAGUGUGUAAUUUAAUUUGAAAAGCAGCUAGUUACGACCUUACAAAAACAAUUAACGUGAAAGCUCAGCAUUUGCCCCUCCCCCACCCCCCGCACUUCGAUCACUGCUUAACAACUCAACUCACUCACUUCCUCGCUCCAACUCCAGCUGUCUGGCAGCACUGCCAACGCACUCCAAACUCCAAUCAGCGG
Molecule: messenger RNA, 2332 nt
Organism: Drosophila nasuta
Lineage: Eukaryota; Metazoa; Arthropoda; Insecta; Diptera; Drosophilidae
Product: high mobility group protein DSP1
Exons: 1
Coding region: 418-1227 (269 amino acids)
Molecular function (GO): structural molecule activity
Source: RefSeq, a predicted model, not a curated record